This is a messenger RNA of Oncorhynchus tshawytscha (Chinook salmon), 764 nucleotides long. RefSeq names its product solute carrier family 35 member F2-like. The transcript is spliced from 4 exons. Gene Ontology annotation, biological process: transmembrane transport. The record is from RefSeq and is a predicted model, not a curated record. Gene Ontology annotation, molecular function: transmembrane transporter activity. Lineage: Eukaryota; Metazoa; Chordata; Actinopteri; Salmoniformes; Salmonidae. The annotation marks the transcript as partial. Gene Ontology annotation, cellular component: membrane.
CUAGCCUCAGACGUUCUGCUAGGUGAUGGCUUGGUCCUGCUCAGUGCCAGUCUAUAUGCUGUGUCUAACUUGUGUCAGGAGUACACCGUCAAACACCUCAGCAGUGUAGAGUUCCUAGGCAUGGUCGGCCUGUUCGGCACACUCAUCAGUGGCAUACAGCUGGGCGUUCUGGAGCAUAACAAUGUGGCAAACAUCCAAUGGGACUGGAGAAUUGGCCUGCUGUUUGCUGGCUAUGCCCUGUGUAUGUACACCCUGUACAGCUGUAUGCCCAUAGUGGUCAGGAAGACCAGUGCUACAGCAGUCAACCUCUCCCUGCUCACUGAAGACCUCAUCAGCCUCUUCUGUGGCCUGUUUCUCUUUCAAUACACAUUCUCAGGUCUGUAUAUUGUGUCUCUGGUGAUCAUCCUGGUGGGCUUUGUCUCCUUCAACGCUGUGGCAACGACCCCUAACCCUGCAGACCCUAUCACCCCCUCUGUGGGCUGGAAGGAGGGUGACUAUGACAACCCUGAUGACAUCAUCAAUGAAGAAGUAGUGGUGGAGGUCUUGGAGGAGCAGGAAGAGGAAGAGGGUGAAUGCUCAGAGGUAUCGUGAAAUCAGAGAACACAGUAUGAGGAAGUACCGGCGAUGUGAUCUGAUCUACUAGACGAGCACUUCCCAAGAGUCUAUAGCUGUUCAUCUCCUUGUCUCCUUUCUUUCAUUCUUACCAUUCUAAUAGAUCUACAGAUUCACCGGUGUACAGUUGAAGUCGGAAGUUUACAUUACAC